Messenger RNA from Annulohypoxylon truncatum, 969 nucleotides. RefSeq names its product 30S ribosomal protein S10, mitochondrial. Gene Ontology annotation, cellular component: ribosome; mitochondrion; small ribosomal subunit. The transcript is spliced from 5 exons. Gene Ontology annotation, biological process: translation. Gene Ontology annotation, molecular function: structural constituent of ribosome. Lineage: Eukaryota; Fungi; Ascomycota; Sordariomycetes; Xylariales; Hypoxylaceae. The record is from RefSeq and is a predicted model, not a curated record. The coding region runs from base 55 to 828 and encodes 257 amino acids.
UCCAAGAUCACGAUUCUGUUUUCUAGGUGGAGGGGAAAUAGCAAUCGUCACAACAUGUCACGAUCAAUAGCGCGGCCAAUACGGCAGGCGCUGCUUAAGCCCUUGGCCCAACCAUCGCGAAAUGCCUUAAUACCUUGCGUAGGCAUCCGGUCACUAGCAUCUGUAUCUUACCGUGCACCGGGCUCCGAGUCAUCUACGUCCCCCGAAUCCCUCAAAUCUCCCGAAUCACAAUCCGGGCCUCCUCAAUAUGUGAACGAGCUCCCGGACCCUCGGGAAGAGAAUGAAGUCCGACUUCCUAGGGCAGUUCAAGCCCUCUACCUCCAACCGCUACGAAGAGAAGCCGAAUACGGCGUACCCUCGUGCGAUCUACAAUUGCGAUCCUUCAGUAUUCCCAACCUCGAGUUCUUCUGCGACUUUGCGUUGCGAGCCGCAUACUAUCUGAAUCUCCCGGCUUUUGGGCCGGUACCUUUACCCAAGAUCAUAGAGAGAUGGACUGUUCCGAGGAGUCAUUUCAUCUUCAAGAAGUCGCAGGAGAACUUUGAGAGAAUCACGAGGAGGAGAUUGAUCCAGAUCAGAGACGGACAUCCGGAGACGGUGCAGAUCUGGCUGGCUUAUCUGCAGAAGCACGCGUACUAUGGAAUUGGUAUGAAAGCAAACGUCUGGGAGUUUACAGGACUAAAUCCCGGUAAGCAAAUGGAUGAUCAGGCUAAGUCGUUACAAGAGAUUGUGAACCAGAAGAUGGCGCACUUUGGAAGAGACAAGACUCUGGGUACGGUAGAGAAGGUCAAGGAAUUAUUGGCAAGCGAGAGAUUCAAGCACACGGCUUAGAUGUGUUGUCUCUGUCCGCCUGUACAUUGAUGUCAAUAAUUGACCAUUGUAACAUACAAUUGACUGUGUACCAACGCUUUAAUGUCUUCAUGUGCUUCGAAAACCCCUGAUUAUCUAAUAACAUGAAGUAUAACCUUUCCA